Cucurbitaria berberidis CBS 394.84 is the source of this 1512-nucleotide messenger RNA. RefSeq lists its product as uncharacterized. Gene Ontology annotation, cellular component: mitochondrial outer membrane. The coding region runs from base 1 to 1512 and encodes 503 amino acids. Gene Ontology annotation, biological process: cyclic threonylcarbamoyladenosine biosynthetic process. Gene Ontology annotation, molecular function: ubiquitin-like modifier activating enzyme activity; tRNA threonylcarbamoyladenosine dehydratase activity. The record is from RefSeq and is a predicted model, not a curated record. The transcript has 3 exons. NCBI's taxonomy places the organism in Eukaryota, Fungi, Ascomycota, Dothideomycetes, Pleosporales, Cucurbitariaceae.
AUGUCCUCGUGGAUAUCACGGGCGACCGAGUCUCGCAAUGCUCAGCUUAUCACUACGGCCGCUGUAUCUGGCUUCGUAGUAGCGACUGCGAUACUCGGCUUCCAGAAGGCAAGGCGCAUGACUAGGAUCGCAGACCUCAAGGCCUCAAUACCUGAGGUGGGCGAUGCACAUCAUGCUCAAAGAUUGACAGAAUACGGUGCCGCGUCGAACGUCUUCGCCCCCAGCAAGGAAGAUGAGCGCAGCGUGGAAUUAGCAGCAAGAGCAAGGAAAGGCGACUAUGACGACGCCCUUAUACUCGAACAACUUGCUAGAAACCGCGUCUUCCUCACAGAUCCCGGGCUCGCAAAAUUGCGCGAAGCCUUCGUCGUCGUCGUGGGUUGUGGCGGCGUUGGGUCCCACGCAACUGCAGCCCUCGCCCGCGCAGGAUGCUCCAAACUCCGCCUCAUCGACUUUGAUCAGCUCACCUUAUCAUCCUUGAACCGACACGCCGUAGCUACCUUGGCCGAUGUAGGCACGCCGAAAGUGCACUGUCUACGGAAACGCCUCGAGCAAAUCGCACCCUGGACACACUUUGAAUGCUGGAACGACUUGUUCAGCGAGCAGAGUGCGCAAGCGCAGCUAGCGGAUUUGAAUGGGCAGAAACCGGACUUUGUAAUUGAUGCUAUCGACAACAUUGAUAGCAAGGUCGCGCUGCUAGCGUACUGCUACAAUAACGAUAUCAAGGUCAUCUCAUCCAUGGGCGCCGGCUGCAAGUCCGAUCCCACGCGCAUCUUCAUUGGCGACAUUUCCGCAAGCACUGAUGACCCCCUAUCGAAAUCCACAAGGAGAAAACUGCGAUUACGGGGCGUUAAAGAUGGCAUACCGGUUGUCUUCUCGACAGAGAGGCCAGGGCCAGGCAAGGCCGAGCUCCAACCGCUCGCCGAAGACGAGUUUGCAAAAGGCAGCAUUGGUGAACUCGGCGUCCUUCCAGAUUUCCGCGUGCGGAUCCUCCCUGUCGUGGGCACCAUGCCAGCCAUCUUCGGCCUCGCGGUAGCAAACUUCGUCAUCCUGUCUAUUGCUGGCUAUCCGCAAGAACCCUUGCCCUCCAAAUCUCGCGACAAGAUGUACGAUGGCAUUCUAGGCGCUCUGCAAGGUGCGGAGGAACGACUUGCACGGGCCCUGUACGUUGACGACGCAAAAAGCCUCAAGAUCCCCAUUACACAAGACGACGUUGGCUAUCUCGUCGAAGAAGUGUACAAUGGGCGGAGCAUCGUCAGUGGCUUGUCAACGCGCCUUGUCCUCGCUCGCUGGAACAAGCCGACCCAAAACUUCGUCGACCAGAAUACACCAGGCCAAAAGCACAGCUUGCUGAAGAUGAAUGAACUCGUUCUCAUGACGAAAGAGGAGGCGGCAAAGCACGAGAAGGAAAUACUAAAGGGCGAUAAGAAGCUGGAGGAAGUAUAUGAUGCUGAGACGAUCGAGAGGGUCCAUAAGAUGAUGCAGGAGGAGGAGAGGUAUGAGCGGUUUAGGUAA